AUGUUUCGUGUCGCUGCCCUGAUCACUUUUCUGUUUUUCGUGGUGCUGACAGAGGCCCAGCAUGAGCCGGGCUACUGCGCUUUCUAUGAUGAGUGUGGUCGCAACCCGUCAGUCGGAGAAUCUCUCCUCCCUCCUAUUGUCCCCUGUUACAACUACAGCCGUGCCCGAGCCCUCACAGGGGAACACUACAGGAAACUCAAAGAGGUGUGUCCCAUCCUGGACAAUGGAGAGAGCAACACGUACGCCUGCUGCUCCAUCAGACAGCUUUUGUCCCUGGAAAUGAGUCUGACCCUGUCCAAGGCAGUGCUGAUCCGCUGCCCUUCCUGUGCUGAGAACUUUGCCCACCUGCACUGCAUCAACACCUGCAGCCCCAACCAGAGCCAGACAGUAAAAGUCACAAAGGUGAUGAACGUCACUAGCAACAACAUAACGAGGGAAGCCGUGGUCAGUUACCAGGCGUUCUUAAGCACCACCUUCGCAUAUGGCUCCUUCCAGUCGUGCAAAAAUGUCAGGAUCCCCGCCACAGGAGGCUUUGCCAUCGGCACCAUGUGUGGUCGGUAUGGCGCUAAGUUGUGCAACCCCCAGCACUGGUAUAACUUCCAGGGAGACUCCAGUAAUGGCUUGGCUCCACUGGACAUCGACUUUCAACUGAUAAAAGAGGGAGAUACUGAGGGACUACCAAAUGGUGUGAUUCCCUACAAUGGACGUGCUCUGAAGUGUAACGAGACCACACCAUCCGGAGGUGAGGUCUGCUCCUGCCAGGACUGUGAAGAGUCGUGCCCGAGGAUGCCGCCUCUUUCGCUACCGCCCGGCCCCUUCAGACUGUUGGGGGCUGACGGAUUCCUCGUGAUUUCUAUCGUCUUACUCUGUCUCCUGAUGUUCGCCUUCAUUUUCUACCUCUUUGUGGCUUACUUGGUGAGGUCUCAGAAAAGAAAGGAUGAAGAGAAAGGAAAAGGAAAAAGUAAAGACCAGAACAGUAAUGAUGUGACUCAGCAAGUCAUUGAUCCAUCAGAGGUGACUUGUGCUGACAAGAACAGCCUGGCUGCUCAAGCUUUCCUAAGCUCAGAGUUUUGCCAUUGGGGAACCCUCAUGGCCACUUAUCCUCUCACGGUGCUCCUGCUGUCGGCUGUAGUCGUGGCCGUUUUCUCAGCUGGCCUCAAGUCCAUUGAGCUCACCACUGACCCCGUCGAGCUGUGGUCCGCUCCAAACAGCCGCGCCCGCCAGGAGAAAGACUUCCACGACAAACACUUUGACCCUUUCUUCAGGACUAACCAGCUGAUCUUGACGGCACCGGACCGGGAAGGCCACAUUUAUGACUCUUUGCUAUUUGGGCUGCAGAACUUCAGCGGGCUUGUAUCCAAAGAUCUCAUCAUUGAGCUCCUGCAGCUCCAGACACAAAUCCAGAACAUUGAGUUCUGGUCAGAGGAUCUGAACCGCACAGCGAGUCUGAAGGACGUGUGUUUCGCACCACUGAACCCAUCCAACCCCAACCUGACGGACUGCGCAGUCAACAGCUUGCCGCAGUACUUCCAGAACAGCCUGGAAAACAUUGACGCUAAGGUGAACAUGACAGAGCUAGGAGUGACCAAGGAGGUGGACUGGAGGGACCACAUAAUCUACUGCCUCAACUCUCCCCUGUCCUUCCAAGACAUCACUGAUUUACGUAUGAGCUGCAUGGCUGAUUACGGAGCUCCAGUCUUCUCCUUUCUGGCUGUGGGAGGCUAUGAGGAUGACGACUUCACCAAUGCUGAGGCUUUCAUCCUGACCUUCUCCCUCAACAACUACGCUCGUGACAACCCCAAGUACAAAGUGGCUAUGCAGUGGGAGUCAGAGUUUCUGAAAAUUGUCCAGGCCUACCAGAAGAACCCAGCAGCCAACUUCACCUUUGCAUACAUGGCAGAGAGGUCUCUGGAGGAUGAGAUUAAUCGGACAACAGCAGAAGACAUCCCCAUCUUCAUGAUUAGCUAUGCUGUAAUCUUUGUUUACAUUUCCGUUGCAUUAGGAGAGUACUCUUCAUGGAAACGCAUACUGGUGGACUCCAAGUUUCUGGUGGGUCUUGGUGGGAUAAUGGUGGUUGGCUGUUCUGUCCUGGCCUCUAUGGGCUUUUACUCCUGGAUCGGCAUCCCCUCCUCGCUGGUCAUUCUGCAGGUUGUGCCUUUCCUGGUGCUCGCUGUUGGAGCUGACAACAUCUUCAUCUUUGUUCUAGAGUACCAGAGAGAUGUGCGGAAGCACGGAGAGAAGAGAGAGGAGCAGAUUGGUCGCGUCCUUGGAAACGUAGCUCCCAGCAUGCUCCUGUGCAGUCUCUCCGAGUCUAUCUGCUUCUUUCUAGGGGCCUUGUCCACCAUGCCAGCAGUGAAGACCUUUGCUCUGUACGCUGCUCUGGCCGUGCUCAUGGACUUCCUACUCCAGAUGACAGCCUUUGUGGCGCUGCUGUCCCUGGACACCCGGCGCCAAGACAACAACCGCUGUGAACUGCUCUGCUGUGUUACAGUGUCCACCCAGCGCUCCACCCAGCGCUCCAACAAGCCCAACGAGGGCUUUCUGCUGCCCCUCAUGAGGAAAUACUACGCCCCUGUUCUACUGCACCGUUACACCAGAUUCAUAGUGAUGGUGGUUUUCAUCUUCAUGUUCUGUGGAUCCUUAUUUCUCAUGUUUAAUGUGACCGUGGGUUUGGAUCAGGAGCUGGCUAUGCCUCAGGGCUCUUAUAUGCUGGACUAUUUCCAGUACCUGUACAAAUACUUUGAAGUUGGAGUCCCUGUUUACUUUGUAACAAAGAAAGGCUUCAACUUCACCUCUGUGGAGGGCAUGAAUGGAGUCUGUUCCAGCGUGGGCUGCGAUCAGUUCUCACUCACCCAGAAGAUCCAGUACGCAACCAACCACCCUGAAUUAUCCUACUUGGCUAUUCCUGCUAACUCCUGGGUAGAUGAUUUCAUUGAUUGGCUGAACCCUGGAUCCAGAUGUUGUCGUCUGUACACCUUCGGAGAAAAUGCUGGAAAGUUCUGUCCUGCAAGCGAAUCUUCUUUCCUCUGUCUCCAAAAGUGUGUAGGUACUCCUGCAGAUGGCGUCCUCAGGCCCAAGGUGGAACAAUUCAACCGCUUCCUCCCCGACUUCCUGGGAAACAGGCCUGACCUGAAGUGCCCCAAAGGUGGUCUUGGAGCCUAUGACAAAGCUGUGGUGACAGAUCAGAGUGGAGAAAUUAUAGCCACUCGGUUCAUGGCUUACCACACACCGUUAAGCAACUCUCAGGAGUUCACUGCUGCACUGCUGAAGGCCAGAGAGCUGGCCCACAACAUCACAAUGGGCAUGAGGAAAAUACCAGGCACCUCACCCGACUUUGAAGUAUUUCCUUACACGGUGACUAAUGUGUUUUAUGAGCAGUACCUGACUAUUGUGCCGGAGGGACUCUUCAACAUCUCCUUGUGUCUAAUGCCGACCUUCAUAGUGUGCUGUCUCCUGCUGGGUUUGGAUCUGCGCUCUGGUCUGCUCAACCUGUUCACCAUAAUCAUGAUCACCGUGGAUACCGUUGGUGUCAUGACACUGUGGGGCAUAGAUUACAACGCAGUGGCCCUUAUCAAUCUGGUCACGGCGGUGGGAAUCUCUGUGGAGUUUGUGUCUCAUAUGACGAGAUCUUUUGCACUCAGCACCAAGAACACACAUGUAGAAAGAGCUAAGGAGGCUACAGCCAACAUGGGCAGUGCGGUGUUUGCUGGUGUUGCUAUGACCAACCUGCCAGGCAUCCUUGUGCUGGCUUUUGCCAAAGCACAACUCAUUCAGAUCUUCUUCUUCCGAUUAAACCUCGUCAUUACACUUUUGGGGAUGGCUCACGGACUAGUAUUCCUCCCUGUACUGCUCAGCUACUUUGGUCCUGGUGUGAAUAAAGCGGUGUUGCUGCAGCUCCAGCAGGAGAAAGCAAAGGCCAACCAGGAGCUGGAGCUGAGACACAAUAUGAGACAACUCUAUGAUAACUUAGGCUAUGAAAGCAAUGAGCUAAAACUAGACCCAGACUCAAACUCCACAAAGGCCCCCACACCUGCACAAAUGAUGGAAAAACAACAGGAGGAGCGAGUGGAGAGAAGUGACUGUUUCUGAGCACCAAAAAAAGAACAGUUUUUUAAGCUCUGAUGAGUGAAUAUGUCUAACUGAACAAGGAUGGACACAGAAAAGGACAGAGAUCGCAAACAAAAAGACUUGUAUUUGUCUCUGUAUGGAAAUCAUUAACCUAACUAUGUACCUUAAUCAGAAAUGGGAUGGUGGGACAGAAAACAAACAGUUGUGCAAUAUUUCUGAUUAAUGCAAGAGUGGACUAUUGCAAUGAGUCAUCCUUCCUGUCACAAUGUUGAAAAGCUACACAUCUGUCUUCACAAGCACACCAGCUGGGCAAGAGUUAUUGUUCAAUUGUAGACGUAUUUGACAGGACAGGAAGUCAACAAAUGUUCUUGAAUUAGUCAUUUUGUGUUUUUUGUAUUGAAUGUAGUUUUUGUGUUGCAUUUGUGUGAAUACUUCACAUUAGUAAUGUUUAGAGUGAUUCAAAGAAACACACUCCAGCUUUUCAUAUUAUGGUUUCUUUAAUAGCACUAAGGUGGCAUUGUUGUAAAAUGUGCAAUCGGUGACAACAUAUUAAAUUAGUUUAAACAUU
Molecule: messenger RNA, 4636 nt
Organism: Cyclopterus lumpus (lumpfish)
Lineage: Eukaryota; Metazoa; Chordata; Actinopteri; Perciformes; Cyclopteridae
Gene: npc1l1
Product: NPC1-like 1
Exons: 21
Coding region: 1-4089 (1362 amino acids)
Cellular component (GO): membrane
Molecular function (GO): lipid carrier activity
Source: RefSeq, a predicted model, not a curated record